AUGGAGUUCUUCAAACAGCGAACCUCCCCCCUGAGAGAAUUGGACCUUAGUCAUAAUGAAUUACAGGAUUCAGGAGUGGAGCAUCUCUCAGCUGGGCUGAAGAGUUCACACUGUAAAGUAGAGAUACUCAGAUUAGCUCACUGCAACCUCACUGCAGAGACCUGUAAAAUGAUCUCAUCAGUUCUUCAAACAGCGAACCUCCCCCUGAGAGAAUUGGACCUUAGUCAUAAUGAAUUACAGGAUUCAGGAGUGGAGCAUCUCUCAGCUGGGCUGAAGAGUUCACACUGUAAAGUAGAGAUACUCAGAUUAGCUCACUGCAAACUCACUGCAGAGACCUGUAAAAUGAUCUCAUCAGUUCUUCAAACAGCGAACCUCCCCCUGAGAGAAUUGGACCUUAGUCGUAAUGAAUUACAGGAUUCAGGAGUGGAGCAUCUCUCAGCUGGGCUGAAGAGUUCACACUGUAAAGUAGAGAUACUCAGAUUAGCUCACUGCAACCUCACUGCAGAGACCUGUAAAAUGAUCUCAUCAGUUCUUCAAACAGCGAACCUCCCCCUGAGAGAAUUGGACCUUAGUCGUAAUGAAUUACAGGAUUCAGGAGUGGAGCAUCUCUCAGCUGGGCUGAAGAGUUCACACUGUAAAGUAGAGAUACUCAGAUUAGCUCACUGCAGCCUCACUGCAGAGAUCUGUAAAAUGAUCUCAUCAGUUCUUCAAACAGCGAACCUCCCCCUGAGAGAAUUGGACCUUAGUCAUAAUGAAUUGCAGGAUUCAGGAGUGGAGCAUCUCUCAGCUGGGCUGAACAGUUCACAUUGUAAACUAGAGAUACUCAGACUGUCUGGUUGUUUGGUCACAGAGGAAGGUUGUUCUUCUCUGGCUUCAGCUCUGAGGUCAAACCCCUCACACCUGAAAGAACUGGAUCUGACGUACAACCACCCAGGAGAGUCAGGAGUGAAUCUGCUCUCUGCUAGACUGGAGGAUCCCCACUGCAGACUGGACACACUCAAGUAUGUAAACACACUGUGUUUGGUGUGAACACACACUCCAAAUUUGAGAGGCACAAAUCCAAGUGAAAAAUGAUGAAUUUGGGAAAAAAUGAUGAAUUUGGGUGUGCACAUAUGUCAAAUAAUCACCCAUAACAGCAGACACAGAUAUGAGGUUCAGUCACUUUAAUAAUUUUCAUGUAUGUGAGAGGAACAGCCAGUCCAAUCUCCUCUGACCCACUUCUAAAAAACAGACCAAUUUAUACUUCAGUAUUACUCAAAUACAUGCAGUGUCAUACAUGACACACGUGUUUUUAUUCCUUAAAUA
Messenger RNA from Electrophorus electricus (electric eel), 1305 nucleotides. The record is from RefSeq and is a predicted model, not a curated record. Lineage: Eukaryota; Metazoa; Chordata; Actinopteri; Gymnotiformes; Gymnotidae.